AAACUAGUUGUUGUGUCUAAUUAUUCACACACGACAGUCGAGAAGCUACACUUGAAAGCUGAAACCGACGUGCAUAUACCCUGAGACUGCAAAAGUUAGUCAAGUGUCAGCAAACAAACAAAGUGGUUGUACAAUGAUAUUGAAAAUCAGUCAGAAGAAAUUGUUUCUGAUUGUGGCUUGUACCGUCAUAAGCGUGGCAGUGAUAACCGUCGCUGCAGUAUUUGUCGGCGACGACGAUGAUAGCCCCAAGCAGGUUGGGGCGGUUGCCUCCAAUGCAUACGAGUGCGCUCCGAUUGGGGCAAAUAUUUUACGGGCAGGUGGCUCAGCAGCUGACGCCGCGAUUGCAAUGAUGAUAUGCGAAGAGAUAGCCUGCCCGGAGAGUGCCGGAAUUGGCGGUGGGUUUCUGCUUACGUUGUAUAAACGAGAAACUAGGGAGGUGGUGGUGAUGGAUGCUCGGGAGAUAGCUGCUCGAGCUGCCACAGAGGACAUGUUUGUCAACUUCAAGAAUGGGACAGCGCACGGUGCGCUGGCAAUAGCGGUGCCUGGCGCACUAAAAGGAUACUGGGUUCUGCAUAAGCAUUUUGGUAAUCUGCCUUGGAAACAAUUGAUUGAGCCGUCGAUUGAGCUAUGCUAUAAAGGUCAUAUUGUCAAUCCGUACAUGGAAGAUGCUCUGCUAGACAUUAGGGAAGAGAUUUUGAAUACUCCAUCACUGCGAGAGAUUUACGUGAACCCCGAAACCGGUGAUGUGUGGAAAGAAGGUGAUCGUAUUUACAGACCUGACUUCGCAGAAACUCUCAAAGUAAUCGCCAAUGAGGGUGCAGAUGCAUUGUACUCUCCAACUGGAUCUCUUCUUCCGAAACUGAUGUAUGACUUACAUGAAUUCGGGAGCAUUUUAACAGAAGAGGACUUCUUUAAUUACGAACCUCGUUGGUUUGAUCCUGUGUCAACGAAGGUACGCGGAAACAACGCUGUUUACAGUGCCGCUCUGCCGGGAGGAGGAACCAUCUUGGUGCACAUGCUGAAUGUUCUUAACGGAUACGUAGAUCUUCACCUGAAAGAUCCUGUAACAUGGCAACGAGUGGUGGAGACGUUCAAGCAUGCCUACGGUGCUCGUACCCAUCUUGGCGACCCUGAGUUUGUUCCGAGUAUUGAGGAGCUGGUCCAUAAUCUCACAGAUGCAGCAUACGCGGACUACAUUAGAGACAAAAUCGAAGAUGAUCGAACGUUCUACGAUUACGACUAUUAUGGUGCAGAUUUUGCACCUUCGGACGACCAUGGAACGGCACACAUUUCCGUGUUGGCUCCAAAUGGAGAUGCCGUCUCUGUAACAAGUACCAUCAAUGAUUAUUUCGGUGCCCAGCUGCGAUCCCCUCGGACGGGCAUCAUCCUCAACGGUGAAAUGGACGACUUUUCUGUUCCCGGAGUAAUCAACAUUUUCGGUGUCCCUGCAUCGCCUGCCAACUUCAUUGCUCCGGGCAAGUGCCCUCUUUCAUCCAUGUCUCCUACAAUCGUGUUGGAUGGCGCUGGAAACGUCCGGUUGAUCGCAGGAGGUGCCGGUGGAACAAGAAUUACUACGGCAACGCUGCAGGUAGUUCUACGCAAGGUGUUCUUCGGCCAGAGUUUGCAGGCUUCAAUGGACGGGUUCCGAAUACACCACCAGUUGGCACCGAUGGAAGUGGAGUACGAAAGAGGCGUGGAUCCUAAUGUAAUACAGCAGUUGGUAGCUCGAGGACAUUCGAUGAAAAUGGUACAAAGAGUGGCUACAAUGACUGCGGUGGCCAGGGAAGACGAUGGUCAAGUGUCUGCAGCAUUCGACCCCAGAAGGCCGGGAAGUGUUGCAUUUGUAGAGCUGUAAAUAAGUAGUGGCAUGCGUGUUGUGUCA
This is a messenger RNA of Armigeres subalbatus, 1882 nucleotides long. Its product is annotated as glutathione hydrolase 1 proenzyme-like. Gene Ontology annotation, molecular function: glutathione gamma-glutamate hydrolase. The coding region runs from base 134 to 1855 and encodes 573 amino acids. NCBI's taxonomy places the organism in Eukaryota, Metazoa, Arthropoda, Insecta, Diptera, Culicidae. Gene Ontology annotation, biological process: glutathione catabolic process. The transcript is spliced from 4 exons. The record is from RefSeq and is a predicted model, not a curated record. Gene Ontology annotation, cellular component: plasma membrane.